Messenger RNA from Linum tenue, 1587 nucleotides. Lineage: Eukaryota; Viridiplantae; Streptophyta; Magnoliopsida; Malpighiales; Linaceae. The record is from the annotation of a GenBank genome assembly.
AUCCUCACUCCGCACUUCCCAGUUUCCCAGUCAGGCAGAGCAGCCGUGUUUCGACUCUCUUUAACUUCACCGGAAUCCGGCGAUCAAACGGCGGAGGACACCAUCGACCGAUGGUGCGCAAUCAACGGAAUGGAGAAGCUCAGGAGCUGCUACCGCGAUGUUGCCGAAAUCUUGCUAUCAAAAUUGGAAACGAGGGAUUUGCUUCAAAUGAAAUGCGUCUCCAAGAGCUGGCGAGAACUCAUUUCCGACCGUUCCUUUGUGCUGAAUUACUCAAGGCAGUGGCAGCAUCCGCCUCUAUCCGGAUUCUUCUUCCUUAAGAAAUCUUGGCGGGCGGUGAACUACUACUACGAUGCAAGCUACAUUUCGGGUGCACGGGAAGAAGCAGCAAAGCUUCUUAAAAGCCCUCUCGAUUUCAUUCCAGAGGAUUUCAUGGUUACCUCUUCCUGCAAUGGCUUGGUUUGUUGCACAAAUUUCUCCCUUAGCAAUAGUAUUCUUACUCUCCAUGUUGGAAACCCAUUAACCAGAGAAUGGAUUGAGCUAGAUUGGGAUGGGCGACGCGGGAGACCGAUUGUCAUGGCAUUGAGCUCUGAUCCUUCUCGUGAUAUCACCGAGGAUUCCACAGACUUCAAGGUGGCGACGGUGUGUGUUAGAAUCGACAAGGAGAGUCUUGCGUUUCAUAUAUAUUCGUCCAAGACGAGAUGUUGGAAGGUUGCAGAUUCAGGUGAAGUGUGCAUUAUGAAGAAGAAGUACAAUAUGUUUCAUACAGAAUAUGUGUCUGUCAAAGGGGUGAUGUAUUGGCUCAUUGAUGCUGAUGAAAUCCUCGUGUUCGAUGUGGAAAACGAGUUAGCUCAUAGAGUCUCCACCCCUGAAUGCCAAUUCCAGUGUGGUGAGCCAGAUGCGUGUAUUGGGGAAUCUGGUGGGGAGUUACAUUAUGUACUGCUGUCAGAGGGAAGACUGCAGAUAUGGGUUCUUGAGGAUCCCUGUGAAGGCAAAUGGUCGUCACUGAGGUAUGAAAAGUCCUUGGCUGAUAUUGACAAUGUGCAUCCUGAGUUGGCACUUAAUCUGCAGUUUGAGAUGACGAUUCCUUUGGCAUUCAAAGAUGGGGUCUUCUUGCUGAGGGUGUCGGACGAUGUGUACUUGUACGACACGAGGAACGAUGGGAUGAAACAUGUUGCUCAUGCUGCGGAGUUUGGUACCGGGAGCAUGCUUGAUCCUAUGGUAUGGAUAUGGAAUGGCAAUGUGAGUUACAAGGAACUACAUUUCGGCAGGAUGAAGAGAGCAAAGGGUUUCUGAAUCCUUACAUUCCCAGAAACAGAAUUUGAUGGAUAGGAAGUAUGAAGCAGUAGUUGAAUUUUCAAAAUUGAACUCCUCAAAUUUUGACGAAAAAGCAGAUGGAGAUUGGCCAAACCAUUAUUUUAUUACAAAAAAAUUUACAUAAGUGAUCAUUUUGUUAGUUCCCAAACUCGAGUGACUCUUUAUGUAAUUAACCCUGAAAAUGAGGGUAGACAAUAGACUAUUAGAGGUGUAAAAAACAGAACCAGACCAGAGUAACCUGCUCAAUCAACUUGAUUUGCAACCCGAUUGCAG